Messenger RNA from Kluyveromyces lactis, 1272 nucleotides. RefSeq names its product Wsc2p (gene WSC2). Bases 1 to 1272 code for a protein of 423 amino acids. NCBI's taxonomy places the organism in Eukaryota, Fungi, Ascomycota, Saccharomycetes, Saccharomycetales, Saccharomycetaceae. Gene Ontology annotation, cellular component: plasma membrane. The transcript has a single exon. The record is from RefSeq and is a predicted model, not a curated record.
AUGUCAAGAUUACGUUCUGUUCUUCUAUUAGCUGUGCUUCCGUUAAUAUCUGCACAGUAUUCCUAUCAAGGUUGUUAUAGUGAAAGUGAUAUAAGUAGUUCGCUGUCCAGUGCAGGUGAAUACGAAUACCAAAGUGUCUCAUACUGUCAGGAACAAUGUAAUGGGAAAAGUGUUGCUGCGUUAAUUGAUGGUAACACAUGCUAUUGCGGUGAUGCAUCUUCCAUUAGUGCUUCAACUGUUUCUGACUCAAACUGUCAAGUUAAUUGCGUCGGUUAUCCAUAUGAAAAAUGUGGUGGUGAAGGGUACUUUGCUGUCUAUUCAACAGAGGAUAUCGACUCAGAUGAAAGUUCCAGUUCCAGUUCGAGCACGAGUUCAAGUUCAAGCUCAAGCUCAAGUUCCAGGUCGACUUCAAGUUCAAGUUCAAGUUCAAGUUCAAGUUCAACUUCUUCCAGUACCUCAUCCAGUGCAACCUCAACAGAUUCUUCAAGCACUGCCGCUACAACGUCAUCUUCUGAUACUUCAGGCACUUCUUCUAGCACUGAUAGUACGCUUUCAUCUUUGUCUAGCUCCAUCGCCUCUACUACCAGUCAUUCAAAAGUUGUAACAACACAGGUUUCAGUCAUUACUUUAAAUGGUGAGAGUAGGAGUAUUGUUGCCGUUACAACUACAAGUACCGUCGUGGCAACCACAGCCGAAGGUACCAACACUGCAAACUCUAAAACGGAGUCAAAUAAAUCUUCAUCAUUGUCUAAUGGUGCUAUCGCUGGUAUUGUUGUGGGUGUUGUUUUGGGUGUGUUACUGAUCGCAGCAAUUAUCAUUUUCUUCAUCUGGCAACAGCGAAAGAAAAGUAAACGGUCAGACUUCGAGGAAAGUAAGCAUUACCAACCUUAUUCGUUUGGUCAAGAAGAAGACAUCGUAGUCCCACCAGUUACCGGAGGUGGAUUUGGCGCUGCUGCUACUUUACCAAACUCUCAUUCAGCAUCAUCAUCCUCUGAUAGAUCUGGUGUAAGUCAAAAUAGGGAGAAAAGAUUGGAUAAUAAUGGAAACGAAAUCAGUGAUUCGCAAAUCGUUAGUCCGUUUGGAGAAACUAUGGAUCAACCAGACCUAACACAACCUCCUGUACGUCCGACAAUGGGAAAUCCUAGAUUCAGCAAUGGUUCUUUACCAGAUGUAACUCAACAAAGGCGACCGCUAAGAAUCGCCAAUCCAGAUGAGCUGGAUGAUGAGGAUACAGAAUUCAAUUCGAUCAUCGAAAAUCUCAGGGGAGAUUGA